Molecule: messenger RNA, 597 nt
Organism: Acanthosepion pharaonis
Lineage: Eukaryota; Metazoa; Mollusca; Cephalopoda; Sepiida; Sepiidae
Source: the annotation of a GenBank genome assembly
AUGCAUCCGUUUGAAAUAGUAUUGCAUUUCAGUAUACUUGCUUUGGCUUCUACAUACACAGCUGCUACUCCUGAUACACGGGGUUUACCAGAAGUAGGAUUGAACAAACGCAUCAGAGAACUCGUGGGUAAACGGGCAGGCCCCGAAGAUGACUACAGAAAUUUUGACAAACGGAUCAGGGAACUGAUUGGAAAACGCACUUUGGGCGAAGAUAAUUUUCCAGAAAAAAGGAUCCGUGAAUUAAUCGGCAAGCGAGCCAUGAGCGAUAGUUUUGAUCCUUUUAACAAACGCAUAAGGGAAUUAGUUGGAAAACGUGAUUUCGUGUACGGAGAAGAUCUGUUCAACAAAGACAAGCGUAUCCGGGAACUGGUCGGGAAGAGAAACGAGGUUCAGGAGCAGAACGACAUGGUCGACAAGCGAAUUCGGGAACUGCUCGGAAAGCGAGGGUUGUCGGCGGAUGAAAACAGUGAUGUAUUCGUCAUGGGCGUCCAGGAUUUGCUGGGAAAGAAACCGGAGGACAAAAGAAUCCGGGAACUGGUUGGCAAGCGAAGCAGAAAUGGUGCGAUCAACAAACGAGUCCGCGAACUUGUUGGUUAA